Molecule: messenger RNA, 520 nt
Organism: Xenia sp. Carnegie-2017
Lineage: Eukaryota; Metazoa; Cnidaria; Anthozoa; Malacalcyonacea; Xeniidae
Exons: 3
Coding region: 16-354 (112 amino acids)
Source: RefSeq, a predicted model, not a curated record
UUAUAAGCCAAUCAAAUGCUUCAAAGUUGGCCCCAUGCUGAAAAGUCAAGUUUAAAAUGCCAGAAACAAGCACACACCAGCACACAGUCGUUGGAUCGACUUACAGUUUCUAUUCAAGACAACAAGAUUUAUCCUCUGAAGACUUGGCGAUAUAAAAUGAAUACCAAACUUUUCUUAGCACUUGCAAUGUUGUUGACUAUUGUUAACAUGGUUGCAGCUCAGGAUGCAAAAGAUGGGCCAAUUUCUGGAUUCCAUGAAGCUAGAGAGUCUAUGAUGUCGUCCACUGGUUUCAAUGCUGCAGCAAAACUCACAUCCAUUUUUUUGCCUUUGGUUGCAUGGUUGAUUUUGGCUUAACUCAUGUAGAAAUGGACAACAACUGGCUUCCUAAAUUUUUGUGCUUUUAAAUUGUUUGGCCAAGUAAUUUUUAUCGGGCCUUUUUAUAGAAUUGUAAUGAAUACAAGUAUUAUUUUCUCACUGCAAUAAAUGCUUGUUUUAUGUUGCCAUUUGAGCAGUUUUCAAA